This is a messenger RNA of Bombina bombina (fire-bellied toad), 2088 nucleotides long. RefSeq names its product cytochrome P450 2A4-like. Bases 413 to 1897 code for a protein of 494 amino acids. Gene Ontology annotation, biological process: xenobiotic metabolic process. Gene Ontology annotation, molecular function: oxidoreductase activity, acting on paired donors, with incorporation or reduction of molecular oxygen, reduced flavin or flavoprotein as one donor, and incorporation of one atom of oxygen; iron ion binding; heme binding. NCBI's taxonomy places the organism in Eukaryota, Metazoa, Chordata, Amphibia, Anura, Bombinatoridae. The transcript is spliced from 10 exons. The record is from RefSeq and is a predicted model, not a curated record. Gene Ontology annotation, cellular component: cytoplasm; intracellular membrane-bounded organelle.
UAGGAAGGAAGGUGUCUUCUGCACAGAAACUUCCUGGAUCAACAAGAGAACUUGCCUAUAGCAAGAGAGUUCAUUGUUUGAAGGUUAAAGAAUGAAGUAAAGAAUGGGAACACUUUUACGUUACCUAUGAUGUCCCGAAUAUUUUCGCCAAUACAACUUCUAAAAUCUAUUUAAUUAUAGAGCGGUAUGGCCACGGUGUGAUGUAAUAUCAUAUCUUUUUAAUUAGACUUAAGUUUUUUUUAAUUUUGUUGGAUAAACUUUAAACCACAUUCUAUUUUAGAAUUUCAUAAGCUUACGCAAUAAAACAUAUUCCCAAUAAAAAAAAUAUAUAUAUAAAGAGGCAAAGUCCAAAGAAAAAGGAAGAAAGAAAGAGAAGUGGAGAGAGUGUGGCUGUCAAAUUCUUGCUGUUACAAUGGGUUUUGGAAUAGCUGAGACACUUCUUUUCAUCACCGGUGUAACCAUCAUCGUAUACCUGGUCUCAUGGUGGCGUAAGAUGAAAGAACGAAACCUCUCACCUGGUCCUGUUCCCCUACCCAUACUGGGAAACUUCCUAUAUUUUACUUCUGGGGAAUUUCCACAAACACUGAUGAAGCUGAGCAAGACCUAUGGAAAUGUCUACACUGUGUAUAUAUUAAAUUAUCGUAGUGUGUUUCUGAUCGGUUAUGAUGCUGUGAAGGAGGCUUUGGUUGACAACAGUGAUUCAUUUAGUGAACGAGGAAUUAUGGCCGUAGCUGAUGUCCUCUUCAAAAAUUAUGGGAUUGUUUUUAGCAAUGGGGAGCGAUGGAGAGUCAUGCACAGAUUUUCUCUCAUGACUUUGAGAAAUUUUGGAAUGGGAAAGAGAACCAUUGAAGAGAGAAUCCAAGAGGAAGCCAUGUAUCUUGCUGAGGAGUUUCAGAAGAUGCAAGAUACCUCAUUUGAUCCAACAUACCUGUUGGGAUUGUCCGUCUCCAACAUCAUCUGCUCUAUUGUCUUUGGCCAGAGGUUUGACUACAAAGAUGAAAAGUUUAUGUCUCUCCUUUUCUAUAUGAGGGAAAUGAUCAGACUCCUGAAUUCCAGCCUUGGGCAGCUUAUCAACUUCUUUCCAAAUCUGUCCCAAUAUGUGCCCGGUCCUCAACAAAAGAUAUUUCAAUAUUUUCAAAGCAUAAGGGAAUUUUUGUUGGAUUCAGUUCAAGCCCACAAAGAGACGUUGGAUGAAAACUGCCCCCGAGACUUAAUUGACUGUUUUCUCUUGAAGCUCAAGGAGGAGAAGAAUAAUCGACAUACUGAAUUUCACAAUGAUAAUUUAACUGGUACCAUCAGUGAUCUGUUUUUUGCUGGGACAGAGACUUCAAGCGUUACACUAAGAUACAGCUUCUUGAUCAUGCUUAAAUACCCUGAUAUACAAGAGAAGAUACACAAGGAGAUAGACCAAGUGAUAGGCCAAAGUCGGUGCCCAUCAAUGGAAGAUCGAGGCAAGAUGCCGUACACCGAUGCAGUGAUCCAUGAGAUCCAGAGAUUUGCAGAUAUCCUCCCAAUGGGAGUCUCUCGUGCAGCCAGCAAAGACACAAUGUUCAGAGGUUACCACAUUCCCAAGGGGACCCUGGUGAUACCUGUUCUGACUUCUGUCUUGAAGGAUCCCAAAUAUUUCAAGAAUCCUCAUCAAUUUGAUCCUGGGCAUUUUCUUGAUGAAAACGGCUGCUUUAAGAAAAGUGAUGCCUUUAUUCCGUUUUCUAUAGGAAAACGGGCCUGUGCUGGAGAAGGUCUAGCAAAGAUGGAGAUAUUUCUGUUUCUGACCAGCAUCCUACAAAAGUUCACCUUGAAGCCAAAAAUAGAUGUGAAGGACAUUGAUCUCACCCCAGAACCUUUCAGUAAUUCAUCAAAACCUCGAACGUACGAGAUGUAUGCAGUUCCUCGUUAACAUCUAAUCAUGGUUGCUAGUCUCUUGAAGGGCCAAAAAUGUUAGCUUUCACUCAAUAUCAUAAAAUAUCCCUUUUGAUAAAUAUUGUAAGAGAGUCUUUGUUUGGGUAUGUGUUUACUCUAUAGGAGAAUCUAUAUAUCAUUUGUGAAAGUUGUAAAAAUAUAUUAAAUGCAUAUUUUCUUGAUCUAAAA